Molecule: messenger RNA, 5358 nt
Organism: Microcebus murinus (gray mouse lemur)
Lineage: Eukaryota; Metazoa; Chordata; Mammalia; Primates; Cheirogaleidae
Source: RefSeq, a predicted model, not a curated record
GCGGGGGCAGGGACUGGGCGAGGAAGGGGACCGCAGCAGGGCCGGUGCUGCUGGGGAAGGUGGCUUGGGCUUGGGAAGAGGGCCACCUGCAACGGAAAAGAGGCCUGAGCAGGACUGGCCGCUGAUCUCACCGGAAGGUCCGGGGUCACUGAGCAUCUGCCCUGGACCCGGCUCUUUGCUAGGCGCCUGGGUGACAUAGGACAGGGUCUGGGCGAUGGCAUUCACAAAGGGUUAUUGAGGGCUGUCUGUGUGGCAGGGUGCUUUAGUUCCUGCUUGGAGGAGAGACCUCAGUACAGGGAAGUCCGUGCUAAGCUGAGAAAAUACCGUGUGUACAGAGGAAGGGCCCUUCACUCCAGCCUUGGUGGCUCAGGGAGGGCUUCCUGGAAGUAACAUCUAAGCCCAAACCUUGGGCACAUAGGAGACAGUGUUUGCAGAGACAGAACAGUAGAUCUGCUGGAGAUUUGCUGACUGAGUGGGGAACUUUUAAUAGCAGUCAUUUUAUUUUUUAUUUGUGCGGUUCUCCCAAUACUUUAUUUUGAAAAUUUUCAAAUGUGCAGCAAAGUUGAAAAAAUUUUAUAGUGAUCAUCUGUAUACCCACCACCUACCUUCUGCCAUUAACUGCUAGCAUACUUGCUUUAUCACAUACCUAACACACACCCUCUAUCCAUCCAUGAAUCCAUCCUACAUUUUGAUGUAUUUCAAAAUAAACUGCAAACAUUAGGACACUUUGCUAAAUACUUCAUUGUGCAUGUCAUUGACUAGAGUUCCAUAUAUGUUUAUAGUUGCUCCCCCCCCCCUUAACAAUUGUUGUUUUAACUCUACAUGACUUGUAAAGAUUUUCAAGUCCCUCACACAUAAAAUUCCCACAGGCAGAGAUGCUAGGUUUCUGGGGUGGGAGGUCCCUACUCCACUAGGCUAACCUCCAAGCACCUGUUGGCAAGAAUGCCUUGGGACAUCUCAUGGGAGCUCACAGACUUACAGGGGCCGGUGCAGUGCUAAAGCUUUGUAUGUUACAAAACCACAGCUCAGGCCACAAAGGGUUAAGGCAGACCCAAAGCAUGCCAGAAAUCAGUGUGGGGCUGGAGUGUGGAGUUUUCUGAGGAAAGAAUCCUGAGAGCUAGAGUGGCCAGAGAAGACCUCAUGGAGAAAGUGGAUUUUGAGCCAGGCUUUGGAAGUCUACAGAUUUCCAUUUUGAAAUGUUACAAGCCUGUGAAAUGCAAGCGCCUGGGAACCACCAGGGCAGGAGGAUGCAAAGGUGUGGCGUGCAGCCUCUCACUCCCAUACUCUGUUUCUCUCCAUCCCUGCCUUGUGGGUGCUGACAGCGGUGGUCGGGGCUGGAAUCGGGGGCUCUGCUGUGGCCCAUUUCCUCCAGCAGCACUUUGGCCCCCGGGUGCAGAUCGACGUGUAUGAGAAGGGGACUGUCGGCGGCCGCCUGGCCACCAUCUCCGUCAACAAGCAGCACUACGAGAGCGGAGCCGCCUCCUUCCACUCCCUGAGCCUGCACAUGCAGGACUUCGUCAAGCUCCUGGGGCUGAGGCAGCGGCGCGAGGUGGUGGGCAGGAGCGCCCUCUUCGGCGGGGAGCACUUCGUGCUGGAGGAGACUGACUGGUACCUGCUGAACCUGUUCCGCCUCUGGUGGCACUACGGCAUCAGCUUCCUGAGGCUGCAGAUGUGGGUGGAGGAGGUCAUGGAGAAGUUCAUGAGGAUCUAUAAGUACCAGGCCCACGGUUUUGCUUUCUCGGGCGUGGAGGAGCUGCUCUACUCACUGGGGGAAUCUGCCUUUGUCAACAUGACCCAGCGCUCUGUGACCGAGUCCCUGCUCCAGGUGGGCGUCACACAGCGAUUUAUCGACGAUGUCGUCUCUGCCGUCCUGCGGGCCAGCUAUGGCCAGUCAGCAGCAAUGCCUGCCUUUGCCGGAGCCAUGUCACUUGCCGGGGCCCAAGGCAGCCUGUGGUCUGUGGAGGGAGGCAACAAGCUGGUUUGUUCCGGUUUGCUGAAGCUCACCAAGGCCAAUGUGAUCCACGCCACCGUGACCUCCGUGACCCUGCACAGCACAGAAGGGAAAGCCCUGUACCAGGUGGGGUAUGAGAAUGAGGUGGGCAAUAGCUCAGACUUGUAUGACAUCGUGGUCAUCGCAUCCCCUCUGCACCUGGACAACAGCAGCAGCAACUUCACCUUUGAAGGAUUCAACCCACCCAUUGAAGACAUCCAGGGCUCGUUCCAGCCCAGCGUGGUCUCCUUGGUCCAUGGCUACCUCAACUCUUCCUACUUUGGUUUCCCAGACCCUAAGCUUUUCCCCUUUGCCAGCAUCCUCACCACAGACUUCCCCAGCUUCUUCUCCACUCUGGACAACAUCUGUCCCGUCAACAUCUCGGCCAACUUCCGGCGGAAGCAGCCCCAAGAGGCAGCUGUUUGGCGAGUGCAGUCCCCCCAGCCCCUCUUCCGGACCCAGCUGAAGACCCUCUUCCGUUCCUAUUACUCAGUGCAGACGGCUGAGUGGCAGGCCCAUCCCCUGUAUGGCUCCCGCCUGACUCUCCCAAGGUUUGCGCUCCACGACCAGCUCUUCUACCUCAACGCUCUGGAGUGGGCAGCCAGCUCUGUGGAGGUGAUGGCCGUAGCUGCCAAGAAUGUGGCCUUGCUGGCUUAUAACCGCUGGUACCAGGACCUAGACAAGAUCGACCAAAAGGAUUUGAUGCACAAGGUCAAGACUGAACUGUGAGGGCUCUGGGGAGAGCCCAGGAACUCCAGCCCCCCACUGAAGAUGGCUCACACCCCGCAGCCCAGGAUUGAAUGAGCCAAGCUUGCCCACCAAGCCUGUCUCUGACCCUCGGUACCGAGCGUCUUCUCCCUCCAGGGUGGGUCCAGGUGGCCGCUGUCUGCCUAUCUUGAGGAUCCUUAUGGUGGUUGCUUCUUUUUUUUUUUUAAGGGGACAAUAAGAAAAGGGAAGGAAAUUCAAGCCAGUAUAUUUGUUUUAUUUAUUUUUCUUAAGAAGAAAUAAAAGUCCAUCUUCUCCAGAUGCUUCUGACUUGAUUUUCUAACUAGGAACUAGGACAGCUGAGGGAUUAUAAGGCAGAGGACUUUGAGUCUAAUUUUUUUUACUGUAUUUCACCACCUACUCCUAAAAUGGACAACCAUUGGAGGCAGGCUACAAGAAAAUAUUUACAACCAGAUGGUUUUCAAUAAAGUAAAAGGGAAGAUCAGAAAACCUAAGAAUGAUUAUAGCUCCUGUUUGCUGUGGUCUUGCUAGAUGUGAGGCAGCUAGUUCAAAACUUACUAGACACCAUCUCCAAGCCUCUCAACAACCCAAGCCUCUGCAUAUUGGAGGAGGUGACUGUGGUCACCCAAGGACCCAAGAAAGAGAUGUGUGCCUCAACAGAGCCAUCAGUAUAGCUUUGAGCUUCCUGGCAACCAGAGGGAGAAGAAAUAUCAGGCUAUAGGAGGCGGGAACUUCUUGGCACCUGGAGGGAUUGACCAUUCUCUUAAUUAUGCAGGGUAGAGGAGUAAUACAAUGGAUUUGUCUUGCAAAAAAGGCAAGUCCACAGGCAUAGAGGGCAGUCCUAUCUCACCCCCAAACAUUCAUCCCAGCAGAAGGAAAGGAAAGAAGGCAUUGGGAUGGAGUUCUCCAAAGAUUAACCUGGUGCUUUCUCCUGUGACACUAGCUUGAAAGGAGAGGAAGAUUAUGCUUUGCUUUGCUUUUUCUACGAACCUUUAAAGGUCAGUAGUUUUAGAAAAGAAAGUAAAAGUCCUUUUCAUUCCUUUGGACCCAUUCCUUUCUGCAACAGAGGAGAACAGAGGGACUAAGCCUAGGGCAUCCAGCGUGUGUGAUGCAUGGACCAACCACCACAUUUGGAUCUGGGGAAGGGAAGGGGGCUUGAGAAAGAUGCAGAUGUCCAAGUCCCACCCAGACCUGCUAAACAGUCGUUAGAGGAAGGUCGCAGAUACUGGGAGGAAACAACACUGCCGAUUGAUGCUAAUACUAUAGCCUUCCUAACAGGAAGCCAGAGAUCAUCCAGCUAACUUCCCUGUCUCUGUAGAGAGGGCGAUAAAAGCCCAAAGUGAGGAAAGAGCUUGUUUAAGGUCUCCUAGUGAGCUCAUAGAACAGCUCAAAUCUGGAGCUUCUUAAAAUUCAGUUCAGCAUGGGCAAAAUACCCUUCCAAUUGGUGGAGGCCCAAACUGGCUCUGAGGUUGUUUUCACUAUACCAGAGUGAUAGUGAUGGCAGUGAAAGAGAGAGAGUCUUGAUGGUUACUAUAGAAAUUAUGAAACUGACACAUCAGUAAGAAGGCCUUUGGUUCAAGUAAAAAACCAAACUCACAUGGACAUAAGCAAUAAAAGGUUUUUGUUGUUUAUUAUAACUUAAAAGUCUAGGUGUAGAGCACCUUGCAAUCUACAGUUCCAUUACUUCUCUCAUGGUCAAAGAUGGCUGCCAACAGCUCCCAGGGUAAGAAGGUCUUCUCCCAUAACCACUGAACCAAAUUCUGGGCGCUGGGCCCAUUGGACCACCCAUGAACCAAUUCUCGUGGCCAGGGGAAUGCUCCAUGCUGAUUGGCUUGGGACUCAGAUACCAGACCAAUAAGCAUGCCACAGGGGAUGUGGCUUAGAACAGUGACUGGGUCCUGUCCCUGGAGCAGAGAUGGUCUCAUCCAAACUUCAAGGUCAGAGAAGGGAAAGGGUGUUGGAAAGAGAACACAAUGUCAGCCCCAUGCAGAUGGGGCUCUCAUGUCCUAUAAAAUCAAAGUGUGUCAUGGCAUCUUUGGGUGGUCUGUGUUUGAAAUGAAAAUGGCAAUGGGCUAUCAUACUGUAAUUGAUAGUUGGUAUUGGACCAGAGGACCAGGGACAAUACAAAACUUAACCCUGGUAACCACCCUAAGGAGGAUCUAUGCACAGAAGAUGCAAACCAGGGCAGUUACACUUGGUCCUCGGUCCUCGACUGGGGCUUGGCCUCCAUGUCCAAGCAUGACUGCAGCAGAGCUGGCCACAUCCUUCAGAAACGUCCUUUACCUGGGCAGGCAGGCCCAAACAGCUCAGAACCAAAGCCAGCCAAAAUGCCCACGCCGCCUGCUUCCCCAAGCCCGAACCUGAGAGUUGGAUCUCACCAUCUCCCUUCCUUGCAGGCAGGGAGGAAAGGACAGAGAUUCCAGAGAGGAGUGUGAGAACCAGCGGAAGCCUUUGCCCCAGGGCCCACCCAGCCUUCUCAGGCUUGGGGAGCACCCAAGUGGCCACAGCUCCCUGGGAGAAGAGGGAGCAUUUGCAAAGACAGAGGGAGCCAUAUACUCUGCUAAAUAAAACAGGAAAGGGCUACACUUGUCCUCAGUUGUCCUGGGUGCAGUAGAGUGGGUGUUACACCCUCUUCACAGGAA